Fonsecaea multimorphosa CBS 102226 is the source of this 1557-nucleotide messenger RNA. RefSeq lists its product as uncharacterized. The transcript has a single exon. The record is from RefSeq and is a predicted model, not a curated record. Bases 1 to 1557 code for a protein of 518 amino acids. NCBI's taxonomy places the organism in Eukaryota, Fungi, Ascomycota, Eurotiomycetes, Chaetothyriales, Herpotrichiellaceae.
AUGUCGUCGACGACUCCGUCUCCCUCGGCGCCGCCAGACGCCAACGAUAUCGCGCUCACGGCGCCGCCAGACAACAGUGACACCGCGCUCACGGCGCCACCAAACAAAGAUGACACCUUGCCCUCGGCACCGUCAGACAAGGACACCGCGCCUCCAGGACCGCCAGACAACCUCGACAACGUGAUCUCGGCACCAUCAGCCAACGACACCGCUCCUCCAGCACCCUCAGAAAAUAAUGAAACCGCGCUCUCGGCACCGCUAGACAACCAGGACACCACGCUUUCGGCACCUUCCGCGCCUUUCAUAAGCCUCAAGUAUGCUCCGGGUAACAAGUGUAUCUGCGCCAAACAAGGUAUCUGCGAGCUCGCGACCUCGCUCUGUCCUCAGCACGGAUACCAUGACAAUAAAAGCAAGGUCACCAAACGGAAGAGCUCUUGUAUUGCAGGGGAGUCACACGAGACUGCGAAAGAUGGAAAAGACCGCCGUGACCGGAAGCCCCGAGACAGGGUAAGGAGAAGGAGAAAUACAGCAGAGCCACAACCACGGAGGUCUCGAAAUCCAUUCUACCCUCGACAUUCGCUUCCCACCAGCAAUGCUGAGAGGACCGCCGUGGGAGCCUUCGCCGCAGAACUCAGACUCAUGAAUGACACCCUGCGUCAAGUUUUGACUGGCCGCAGCGCCUCUGACGACUAUAUACGGUCUUUUCAGUUCUCCGAGCGGCCACCUCUGACCCAAAUUGACUUCCUUGAUUGGCCACUCGAGGCAAGAAAGAUCAUAUACCGGUUCUUGCUUGUGCCGGCCAAAAGAGCAAUCAUUUUCCCGGGCAAAGACAGCAAUCACACAUUCAGCCAGUUGAACCCAGAUCUCAACGCGAGGAUCCUCCGGACGAACAGUCAGGUGUACAGCGAAGCUAGAAAUAUUCUAUAUAGCGAGAACAGCUUCACUGCCGCAGAGCCUUCUGAUUUCUUCUAUCCCAACGGCGUCCAGGGACUUCGAGCUAGCACAGCCAACAAGAUCAAGCAUAUCUCGUUUCUGAGGAAAGCCAGUGGUCCGAAGCUAUGUGACAUCGACAGCAAGGUCCUGUCGACGUCCAUCCUCUCAUUGAUUUUUCAAUGUCCGGCAUUCCUCAGCCUUGACACGCUCACCAUCCGGUUUGAAGUCUUGCGCCCCGUCACCGUCAACAUGCACAACUUACAAGUGCAGUAUGCAAAUAACGGCAUCGACUGCGAUAUCAGGUCGGUGUACAACAAGACUGAGGUGGUCAUGACGGCGGCGGCAAUGGUGGCCUACAAGACACUGAGGAGAAGAUCACCAUUUCAGGGUCUAAAGGAGGUGGAAAAUCGCUUUGUGAGUGUCUUUGAACCCAACCGAGAUAGAUGCAUCAGACAUGUGACUGAGAUAUGUUUGUUCAGAACCAGUGAGCCGGUGAUGGAGUACCAGGCGCAGAGCCAGAUGCUGCGUGAAGCAAUCCUGGACAUGUUGUUCGAAGAGAAGGAGAGGGGAGUGCAAGGAGCGGAAGAAAGGUUCCGGGACUUCGUGAGACGAUAUCCUGAGUGA